AUGAAAUUUUUCGCAGCGACUCUUUUUGCACUCGCCGCCGCCCAGGCGCCCUCGCCAACCCAAGCGUGCAACAACUGCAUCGGCUUCAACGACGCCGUGCUCAACAUGUGCGAGUUGAACGACAAGAUGCCCCAGACCUGGGCAAACGAGGUCCAGGCCUGGUGCCAAGCCAACGGAGGCAACAACAACGAGUGCACCAUCCUCUACCCGACCUUCUUCACCGGCAUUCUCGGCACUUUCCUCAACGACACCGCCCAGGCCCAGUGCGCUGAGCUCACUUAUUGCCAGAACACUUACGCCCAGGCUUCUGUCUCUCCCUACACCCCACCAACCCCGAUCGAGCACUGCACUCCUUGCCAGAGCUACAUGACCGAUCUCGCCAACAUCGCCAAGUUCGACCCAACCCACUUCCACCAGAUCUACACCGUCGCGAUCAACUGGGGCUGCGCUGGACUCCCUAACUUCGAGCAGAAGCAGUGCUACGCCAAGUUCCGAAAUGACGACAACGAGAAAUCCAUCACUGACUUCAUCGCCGGUCUGGACCCCAAGGACGCCUGCGAGUGGCUCUACUUCUGCUAA
This is a messenger RNA of Oikopleura dioica, 579 nucleotides long. The record is from the annotation of a GenBank genome assembly. NCBI's taxonomy places the organism in Eukaryota, Metazoa, Chordata, Appendicularia, Copelata, Oikopleuridae.